AUGGCCUCCCCUAUCGAUUCGUCUAAUUCUUGGAAAAUAUCUGAAGGACGUGUACCAGAAAGAAGCCCUACCUCCAGGAAACUCAAGCCCCAUUACAACGAUGUUCAACAUGAAUCUUACAGCAUGCUCGAAGUCGUGCCUCUGCCCGACGACAAAAUCGCGCUUCAAGAUAGCUCCAACUACAGUACUUUAGAGGCAAUAAUCCCAGAUGCUCACAAGAUCGCCAAUCAUGAUUUUGCACAGCAUCAAAACUAUUCCACACUCGAAAUCCCUAACGGCCUAGUGCCCACCCACUACCCCUUCUCAAUCAGAAGCAGGAGUAACUCACUUCGUUCCCCUUCCAUCCGUUCCCCUUCCAUCCGUUCCGCCUCCUCUUCCAUCCUCGAUAGUCCCUUACCACCUCUUCCACCAAUGCCAGCCUAUGAUUACGACCACCAAAACCAAUAUCUCUCCGUGAGUCGGAGUCCCUCGAGACAAACUCUUUCGUCGAAACAAAGUAUACGGAGUCAUAUAAGUCGGAUGGCAACGCAAUCGAGGAUCAAGGAAUGCGGUGUCUGGUUUGAUCGCCAAUUUUAUGCCGGUGAUACGGGCAUGGAGAUUUGGAUGAGCAGAAAUUCUACGAUUUUCCGGGAUAUGAGGUGGGAGGUCAUUUGUGGGACGAGGAGGGUUCUGGGCAUUAAGGGCAACCCUCACAGUUGGGGUCAGAAGAGGGGUAUGUUUUUUUUUGUUGCUUUUUGUAAAAGUCUUUUUGCGUUAUCCCUCGCUGAAGAUUCCGAGAACACGAUAACUGAGGGAAAGUUUUGCUAAUGACAAGAUGUAGAAUUUACCGACACGAGGGGAAACGUGCUUUUUCGGACGAAGAAACAGGGUAGUCAGAGGCGAAUUGCGGAGUCGAAUCGAGGACAGACAGUUUUUGCUUUCACGAGGGAUCCGGAUACUUGUAAGAUGAAAAAGCUGCGCUGCAGAGAAUAAGGAGAGGUGCCUAACUCUGGAGUAGUAAAUCCGACUUGGACAGUCGAAUUCACCAAUGCCCGUGAUAAAAGGACAGUGGUAAGGAUUUUCAACCUUUUUACAGGUUCUACGUUUGAACGUUUCGAACGAAGGACUGACUUUUAUUGCAGAGAUGGAGUGUAAGAGGAAGUGCAACAACGAGAGAUGUAUAUAUUAGUGUAAGACACCUGCCAAUUACUCUGGACGCACCUUAAGAGUCCAUUGUACUAGAAUUCCUCCUACAAUCAACUUAAUCGUCCCAAAUCACUUGGGUCCAUAAAGAUAUAUUGGUUCUAAUCGUCUUAAAUUGCUCGUAGAACUAUUUUAGUUGUGCGAGACUUUUUAGGAUAAUUUUGUUUCAUCGGAGGUGUAUUCAGGAUUCCGAUGGAUGGCCUAUCUUAUAUUUUUGCCCUUCUUGAUCUCAUUAGACCCGUUUUUCUGACCAUGAAAUAGUGUUUUGGGGUUCCUAUCGGUCGAAUAUCGAGGCCGGAAGGUGGAACUGUGAAGGAAAAGAAUAGUGUAAGUCCCUUACAAGUUUUCGGGUGUAUGCGUCGUUGCUGACAUGUGAUAGUAUAUUGUAAAAGUAUCUCCGGGGUUUGAUUAUACAAUUAUGUGUGCAUUAACGGUGGCUGUGGACGAUUUCAGGCAGGGUGGAGGUGGAUUGUAACGCUUUUAAGAAGACGGCGUGCUAAUGAUUAAUGAGUUACUCGAUCGGACUUCACUGUGUUAUCUGUGUUUCAUGGACAUAGAGCAAAAUGGAAGGAUUCCUCUUAUCUGCUUUAUCUAUGUAAUGCUAGAUUAAGGAGCAAUCGAUCGUACCAUCGCGCCUGCGUAUUGAAGCACUCUAUUACUAGUUAGUAAACCAUUUCUUUAGAAAAUGUAAACAUGCUAUCUCUAUAA
Hymenoscyphus albidus is the source of this 1890-nucleotide messenger RNA. The record is from the annotation of a GenBank genome assembly. NCBI's taxonomy places the organism in Eukaryota, Fungi, Ascomycota, Leotiomycetes, Helotiales, Helotiaceae.